CAUUGAGGCGCAGUCCGAAUUCGCUAGCAUGGCAGCUAUUUAUUACGGUUCUACCGCCAUCACUGGAAUAGUCUUCCCCGCUCUUUUCCGUUGUGUUCCCUCUCGCGAUGGCCGAAGCAGACGUGCUCCUAGAGGAUAUUGCGCACGAUGACCUCUGUCCUAUCUGCCAACUCCUCUUGUUCACGCCCGUCCGAACACAAUGCAACCAUCUGCUCUGCACUUCCUGCAUGGCGCAAUGGGCUGAUGCUUCCUCCACGAAUAACAUCGAGCACUCUUCCCUAGACAUCAAUCUCGCCGACUUCGACCCCAACUACGACCCUUCCUAUGACCUCGAGGCAAACUGUCCUAUGUGUCGUACUCAUACAACUGCGUCACUCGAUCAAGCGCUGGCUAGGCAGCUCGAACGAAAGUACCCCGCUACUUACGCGGAGAGACGCGUGGAGGAGGAGGUUGAGAGGGGAAGUCGAAUCGGGGAGGGUGGUGUGGAGGGUGUUAUGAUCCUGAUAGGGAAUAAGCAUAGGCUGAUUAGAGGUUCUGAAGACGCCAAUGAGCACGAUUGGACUUUCUUCGUGCGUACAUCGCGACCGGACAUUGUGCAGGAAGUGCGUAUCUAUCUGCACCCUACCUUUCGGCCACCGCGUCUCACCCUCCGCAAUCCACCUUACGAGGUACGACGUUCAGGAUGGGGUUGGUUCACCAGUGAAGCUGAGAUUGUCCUUAAAGAGCCAUAUAGCUGGAUCAUAGACAACGCUGGUACGCGGCAAUCGGGCCUUGAACUUACUUGGACACUAGACUUCGAGGGAAGGGGUCGGCAAGGGCGAGUCAGGACCAAGGUGAAGCGAUUCGAGGCUAAUCCGGUCGAUGCUCCCGGCGUACCAACACAGUCGCCCGCAAAUGGGCCAGAUCUUGAGGAUGAGGACGAUGAUUAUGAGGUAGUCGAAGAUGACGAAGAAAGCACAUCAGACCAUGACGAGGAGGAAGAUGUGAGCGAAUACAUCAACACACCGCCUCGAAGAUAGCGAGCAAGCGUCUAUAACUGGCUAUCGGCACACAGCUUCGUAUUCAACGGCACAUUUCAGUCUUUACUUCAUCUUAUACGCUGUAAAGCUCUGCAGCGUAUUCCUUGCUAUUCUAAAGCACUGUGGAGGGAUUUUCGGUAAGUUGUGACGAACUAAGCAAAACAAAGGGCCUUGAACAAGAGUUACAUUUCCAUUUUACUCACAUUGAGGGUCCAGAGGUCUCGAGUAAGUUGUGCUUGUUGCCACUGCAUUUACAAGCGACCCAAUGCUGCAGACUACCUGCGUCCCAGUUGUGUCACACCAAGGUUCCCAUCGCUUUCGAUAUGUCUUCUGGUGCAACAUACUUUUGCUGCUACUGUCUGAGCUAUAUUGGAUGCAAAGUUUACUGAACUAAUCUAGGCU
Cucurbitaria berberidis CBS 394.84 is the source of this 1421-nucleotide messenger RNA. RefSeq lists its product as uncharacterized. Gene Ontology annotation, molecular function: histone binding. Gene Ontology annotation, cellular component: NuA4 histone acetyltransferase complex. Gene Ontology annotation, biological process: chromatin remodeling; regulation of transcription by RNA polymerase II. The coding region runs from base 108 to 1019 and encodes 303 amino acids. NCBI's taxonomy places the organism in Eukaryota, Fungi, Ascomycota, Dothideomycetes, Pleosporales, Cucurbitariaceae. The transcript has 3 exons. The record is from RefSeq and is a predicted model, not a curated record.